CAUUGCAAGAGCCGUCAUCAAUUAGUUUCGGCACAGUAUUCGUUAUUAUUCCAGCAAAGAUACAAAAUCAUAAGACCCGAAGCUCCUUUCAGCCACAAUGGAGUUUCCGCCCUGUCCACCCUCGCUGAAGUCCAUCCAGCACUUCCUGAAGCUGGCCCAAGAGCAUGACACAAGAGAUUUGGUCAUCGCCUACUGGGCCAGACUCUAUGCUCUGCAGGUGGGACUGAAAGCGUCCACCCAGACGGGCGAGGAGACCAAACUGCUGCUGUCCAUUAUGGACUGGCUGGAGCAGGUGAAGAAGCAGCAUGCGGAUAACGAAGCGGUGACAAACGAGGUGGCUGCUCAGGCUCACAUUGAGAACUAUGCCUUGAAGCUCUUCUUGUACGCCGAUAAGCAGGAUCGCGAGGAGAAUUUUGGCAAAAACGUGGUCAAGGCCUUCUAUUCCAGCGGAGUGCUCUACGAUAUACUCCAGACCUUCGGUGAGCUGAGUGAGGAGGCACUGCACAACAGGAAAUAUGCUAAGUGGAAGGCCGCCUACAUCCACAACUGUUUGAAGAACGGCGAGACGCCCAUUCCCGGACCUCUUCCCGACGACGAUGAGACGGAACUCGAGGGGGAGGAAAAUGCUAAUGCCUCGGCGGAUGCCUCACCCGAGGAUGCAGCCGGAGCGGCUGCCCCACCCCCCUUCCAGCCAGAGGCACCAUCUUCGCCGCCCUCGAAUGUCACGCCUCCCACUGCCGAGGAGGUUCUGAACAAUCCGAACAAAUUGCCCAGUCCGCCGGAGGAUGAAGAAAAGCCAGGCGGCUUUGAGCCGUAUGUGCCGACAGGUCAGCCGCAUCCAGCUACGGCGGCCACCAUUUAUCAGCCCAUUGUGCCCGUGGCCGGGGUGCAAAUCACUCCGGACCAAAUGAUAACCGCCCAGAAGUAUUGCAAGUAUGCCGGCAGUGCCCUCAACUACGACGAUGUGAAAACCGCUAUAGAAAACCUCCAAAAGGCGCUCAAGCUGCUUAGCACUGGCUCCGAAUAGGAGCAUAUAUACAUGCAUGUAGUCUAUAAAAACUAACCCAAGCACGGUUAUAGCUUACAUAGCACCAGUGUAUGCCCAAUAAUCUCCCGCUUAUUACACGCAAUCAAAUCGAA
Messenger RNA from Drosophila serrata, 1140 nucleotides. RefSeq names its product vesicle trafficking 1 (gene Vta1). NCBI's taxonomy places the organism in Eukaryota, Metazoa, Arthropoda, Insecta, Diptera, Drosophilidae. The record is from RefSeq and is a predicted model, not a curated record. Gene Ontology annotation, cellular component: multivesicular body. Gene Ontology annotation, biological process: late endosome to vacuole transport via multivesicular body sorting pathway.